CUUCUGCUGAUACUUUGUAACUAUUUCAACGCAAAGCUUUAAAGGACAUCAACGGGGGUCUUUCGGGGGGCAAUUGCGACCGCAAGGCUGCCAGCCGGCUUGGAAGCCUUUGCAUCGUUGCCAGCCGGCUUGGCGACUGAAGGGCAACCAGUUAUACAUAGGACUGGUGGGCAGCGGCUCCAGCGGCGCACAGCGAUGGCGUCGGGGUUCGGACUGUUCUUUGUGGGGCACACGGUGCCCAUUACACACGACAACCUGACGCAAGUGGACCCCACGCACUGGGUGCUGGACGCCUCGGUCAUUCCAAACUACGCGGCUAUGCGCGAGGUGGCGCUGUUCCUGCUGCCCGGCAGUGUGCUGGACCCCAACGCGGCACUGGGGCUGUACGUGCGCGCUGGCAACGCCGAGUGGGCCUACCGCGGCUGUGUGCACAACGCCCAGCCCAGUGCCGUCCUGCCGCUGCAGUGGCCUCUGGCUGAAGACGGCAGUGUGGUGUCGGCGGCAGUGGGCGGCCAGUCGGUGCAGAUCGGCGUGUCGCUGGAGGCGGCGGCGGACAUUGUGGCUCGCGAAAGCAGCUCCGUGGGCGCGAAGGCCGAGUUCGCCAAGCGGGUGGGUCUGGACCUGUUCCGCUACCUCGAGUCCUUCCAGACCCAAAACAUGGGCUCACAUAUCGUGGUGCCAGCCAACGCACUGGAGAGGUGGUAUACACGCUUUCAAGAAAAGUUCCGGCGCGACCCCGACUUCCUCACUCGCAACACCGCGUCGCUGAAUUCAUAGUACUGGCAUAUUGUGCCAUUUGCGACCUCGCUGGCGGCUGAGCCCGGCAAAUCGCGUUGAGCAUUUACUUCAUUUACUUCAACGUUAAACGAAACCUGGUCCGAGCUCCUGAGCAGACCACCUAGCUUAACUUGAAGAGCGAAGCAUUCCCACGGUGUAAAGCUAGCUGGAGGAAUCUUCGCCGACCUCUCGGUGGCUUCGUUUUGCGGGCGUGCAACAACACGUGUGUUGGUUUGUUGAUAGCAGAGUUUGUAUUUACAAUCAGUGAACCGCCAUAAGGACGGGAUGCCGAAGGGCGGCAAGUUGGCGAAGGGCCACAGCGCUGGCGGCGGUGGCAAGGGUGCACUUGCGACGCAGGACCGCAAGCAGCCUGGCCAAAAGAGCCAGCGGCAAAGCGGAAAGCUGCCGGCCUCGUCACUCGGGGUUCGCAAGGAUGCUACUAAGAACAAGGCAUCCGGCAACGGCGGCAAGAAGCAGCCAGGCGGCGGCAAGAAGCAGGCGAGUGGCGCGCCUGCGCCACGGCCUCCCUCGGCCAUGCGGCAGCAGAACGGCGCCCGCGCUCUGACGCAGGGCCUGGGGCUCAGCGCGGCGGGUCUGUCUGCGCUGCUGGACGAAACCCUGAAUGAACUCUCUGAUAAGAACAUCCGCACCGGGGCCAAGGGCGGUAAGGCGCAGCAGCGGCAGGCGGCUGGUGAAGGGCCUGCGGCUGAGGCGACACCCACCUCGCCGCUCGCCUCCUCGUCCGCCGGUCUCACGUUUGUACAGCUGGGGGGAGCUGCCGCACCGCCGCCCACACCGGUCGCACCGGGCCAGGUGGCCGCGGCACAGCAGCCCGCCGCGCUGGCGGCGCUGGCGGGGCUACGCACGCGGGUGCGGCAUGACCCCGCUGCAGUGCUGGAGUCGCUAAACGGCUGGGGGCUGAGCAGCUAGCGUAAUGGCCAGGCUUGAGGUAGCACGGAUGAGAGCUGUCGUAGAACCAAAUGAAAAAUUACUGAAAUGACUGAAGGGGCUACAUACUACACACGAUAAGGCUCGGACCGGAGAGGAAUGCCUGGAUUGUCGUCGGGACGACGGGACUCCGUUCGUCUGUGUGUGUGCAGGUGUGUCUAUGUGUGUGCAGGCGUGUGUGUGUGUGUGUGUGUGUGUGUGUGUGUGUUAAAGAGCACAAGGAAAACGCGUGUGUGUGUGUCCACAAGGUGGUGCGUACGUUCUUUGCGUGCCUUCCUGCCUCUGUUUGGGUUGACAUUAUGUGCGGAGGUCAAUGGGUGCAUUGGGCGAAGACCUGGGUCUGGAGUUUACGAACCCAGGGUUGCAGCAGCCCCCCAAGUGGUACAGCACUACAGCGCAGAUGAUGUGGGGCAGUGCAUGGGUCUGAUGACAGCACCCAGGGCCACAUGCCAGGCGGCCCCUGUGUGCAUGUGCGUAUGGAUUAAGGGAACCAAUCGCGCGCGCUCACACGCACACGUGUUGAUGCUGCUGAAUUGCCGACUGCAUUUUGAAUGAAAGAGAGUAUGUGUAGGGUGCCAAGGAACCUCAAGAAGCGGCAUGCGCAAGUCACGGGAAACGGAAAGGCCUCGAACUGUGUGUUAGCCGGGCAGCAGUUGUUGAUCAUGAGGCGCGGCUUCCAGACAGACGUGUGGCUCCAGCAGGCGCGUGGCGGCUUGUGGUCGGAUGUCUGCGCAGAUUGUUCAUUGGUGUGAUGAGUGACGUGGUCACGUGGACAAGACAUAUGGUUUCCCCUUGCAUUGGAAAUAAUGGAAUGGACAAUU
This is a messenger RNA of Chlamydomonas reinhardtii, 2546 nucleotides long. RefSeq lists its product as uncharacterized. The transcript is spliced from 4 exons. Gene Ontology annotation, biological process: protein import into nucleus. Lineage: Eukaryota; Viridiplantae; Chlorophyta; Chlorophyceae; Chlamydomonadales; Chlamydomonadaceae. The record is from RefSeq and is a predicted model, not a curated record. Gene Ontology annotation, cellular component: nucleus; cytosol. Gene Ontology annotation, molecular function: nuclear import signal receptor activity. The coding region runs from base 196 to 777 and encodes 193 amino acids.